GGCGACUCCGAAUGUUGCCUGCCUAAUUAAUCUUUGAGAAUGUUAGGGACGGCUAUACUAGUUUUCGAUUUUAGAUUAAUUUCUCGAAGGGUUUAGUGGUUGCCUUCUGGGAUGAUUGAAGAUAAGAAGGGUUAUCGAUCCGGGGAUUCCAAUCUAUGCGAAGGGGCAACAAACUCGAACCACUCACAAACUCCACAAUAGUAUCUCUUUCACAAACAUAACAACAUUUCACUCAUACCUCGAAAUCUUCGCUCGACCUCCUCACCACUGAACCCAGUCCCAAACAUCCAAAAUGCAACGCCUCACCCUCCUCAUUCCCAUCAUCUCCCUCCUCCUCUCAUUAAGUACGUCCCCUUUACCACCCCCACUACACUUCACUAUCGCUAACAAACCAAUCCAACAGUCUCAGCCUCAGCAUGCGUUGCAGGUGGAUUAGCAACCCAAGUAACUCAAGUCGGAGCAUGCUGCAAAUCACUCGCCGGCACAUGGUACCAAUUCUACCCCAACCAAGCCAUCUGCGUAGUAGCCGACGACAGAUUGUGGGCCUACAAAUCGUGUGUGGGGAGAGUUGGAUAUAGCGACUUGGAUACGAAGUGUAUCCCUGGGAAUGGUGAGGGGUUGAGUACCGCCAUUGGGACGCCCACUGCGUUUACUACUGGGAGGGAGACUAUUACUGCUGCUGCUUGAGAUACGAUGAGUGAGAAGGCGAUGAGGAACUGAAGGACGUCUGCAAUGGGGUUUCUGUUGAAAAGUUUUGUGGAUUUAUUAGAUUUCUGUUGCUUGGGGAGGGGAAAUUUGGAUUUAGAUGCUGUGC
This is a messenger RNA of Hymenoscyphus albidus, 814 nucleotides long. NCBI's taxonomy places the organism in Eukaryota, Fungi, Ascomycota, Leotiomycetes, Helotiales, Helotiaceae. The record is from the annotation of a GenBank genome assembly.